Messenger RNA from Brugia malayi, 525 nucleotides. RefSeq lists its product as uncharacterized. The record is from RefSeq and is a predicted model, not a curated record. Lineage: Eukaryota; Metazoa; Nematoda; Chromadorea; Rhabditida; Onchocercidae. The transcript has 6 exons. Bases 1 to 525 code for a protein of 174 amino acids.
AUGGAGGCAAUUUAUAAUAUGUCGUUCUUUUGUAUACAAACAACUCUAGUAUUACUGGUGAGUACAAUUAUAUUCUGGUGGGGAUGUUGCAAUCGAUCACUUAACCAUCUUAAAAAAACACAUCAGCGUUCAUCGGAUGAAACCGGAAUUAAUACAGCACCGGUUGAUAAUGCAAUACGGACAACAAAAACAGCACCUGAAGAUGCUCAAUCGCCAGCUUUAUCAAAAUCACAAUCAUUUCCUCGUACAUCGUCCGACAAAUCAGUAGAUGCAACACAGGCAGAAACUAUGAAAUUUAUUCGUCAAUCACUAUCAAAAUCAAAAUCGUUAAAAAUGAAGAAAAAUUUGGACUCAUCACAACCAGAACAUAAAGGAGAACAAGAUUCAUUUGCUACACAUAUUCCAAAGAAACGAGUUGCCAGAAGAAGCACAGAGAUUAAAGCAAGACCACCGGUACGUUGUGAUCGUGACGAUUACAAAACAAUUCCGGCACAUAUGUUGCCCUCAUCAACUGAUGAUCUUUGA